Molecule: messenger RNA, 783 nt
Organism: Pistacia vera
Lineage: Eukaryota; Viridiplantae; Streptophyta; Magnoliopsida; Sapindales; Anacardiaceae
Product: NAC domain containing protein 50-like
Exons: 1
Coding region: 1-783 (260 amino acids)
Biological process (GO): system development; regulation of DNA-templated transcription
Molecular function (GO): DNA binding
Source: RefSeq, a predicted model, not a curated record
AUGGAGCUGCCAGUGGGGUAUCGUUUCAAGCCUUUUGAAGAUGAACUGGUAAAAUACUAUCUACUUGCAAGAGUUACAGGAAACCCCAUGCCAUGGAAUCCCAUUAUAGAGUGUGAUCUCUACGAUGUAAAAACACCUGGGGAGAUUUUUGACGAACCUUCAAAUCAAAAGGUAUGGUAUUGUUUUACUAGGUUGAAGAAGAGAGGGAAAAGGGUUUUUAGAAGAGCGGGUGGAGGGACUUGGCAUGGUCAAAGUUCAGCGUUUAAAAUCCUGGAUAGAGAUAACAACUUUCAAGUUAUCGGUGAAAAGAAAACUUUUACUUUCGAUAUGAAAAACGAGGUUAAGAAAUGCAAUAAGUGGAUCAUGCAUGAGUUUUCUCUAGUGGGUGAAUACGGGGGUUGCGAUGUUGUACUUUGUAAGAUUAAAAAGGAGGCACUAAAAGAUGAUGGAUCAGUUUCACAAACUUGUUGGCAAGAACAAGAAGAUGGUGGUCCGAUAGCAAACACUAAUAAUAACAAUCAAGUUGAAGAGGCCUUGCAAAAUAUGGAAGCAUUCUUGAUGAACGGCAAUGAAGAGGCAAUGCAACGUGAUGGUAGACUCUUGAUGAACGGCAAUGAAGAGGCAAUGCAACGUGAUUGUAGACUCUUGAUGAAUGAGUAUCUCCGGCUAAUAACUGAUGGUGGAAUCAGGACGAACGAUGGUGUUGACAACGCAAUCGAUAACAAUGCAGAUGCAGAGCAAUAUAACAGUGGAUUCAGUCAAUCGCUCAUGAUGGAUUCCUGA